GGACAACGUAGAAAUAACGAAGAAGAUAUCGCGCAAGGGUGGAAUAUAUGUUGUGGGCGUCCCCCGAAAAAGCGGGGGCACUUGAUAGCCGCAGAAAUUGGGCUCAUCGCAAGUAAAUAUCAAUCAUCGUCGUGUGGUAAAAGGACGUCGUUCUCGAGUCGUAGUAGUGACGCGAGUUCGGUUGCGAUUGGAAUCGAGCAACUACAUCAGCAAAAUUUGCUCGAGCAGAGAUCAUUCGUCCCUGACGAGAAUAAUCAGUUCAUCGAACGGCAUCAGUCAAUUUUUGCUCGAAACCUAUUCGCAGUUACACCAGUUCAAUUAACUUCAGAAGUAACCUCGACGGCGGAAGCCGCCUCCGAGGUUCCCGGCGCAAUCAAGACGACCAUCAAUAUCGGCAUUGCGAUGAACCACGUUAACGAUCAGGAAAAUCUUAAACAGCUCAACCUGGCACCGGUUCAGGUUAAUGAAGUCGAGGAAAUGGAUACACAAGAGGGAGAAACACCAAAUGAUGGUGGAGGAGAUGGCAAUGAUACUAGUCCUAUGAAUGGAGAAUCAGAAUUAGCUUGCAUAGUUCAAGAUCAAGAAAUGGAGGAAGACGAAGCAAGAUCAGAGGCAACGUUUCGUUAUACAGUGGAAAAUCUUUCCAAAAUGAAGGAAACUCAGUUAUCUCCACCAUGUUAUGUUCGUAACUUACCAUGGAAAAUAAUGAUAAUGCCUAGGUCAAGUCAAACACAAGAUAGAGGUCCUCAAAAAUCUCUUGGUUUUUUCUUACAAUGUAAUGGAGAAAGCGAAUCAUCGUGGAGUUGUUAUGCAGUUGCAGAUCUUCGAUUACUUUCUUGUAAAGAGGGACAGGAACCAUUUAAUAGAAAAAUUCAACAUCUUUUCUAUAGUAAAGAAAAUGAUUGGGGAUUUAGUCAUUUUAUGACAUGGCAGGAUGUCCUGGACCCUGAAAAAGGUUUUAUCAAAGAUGAUUCUAUUACACUUGAGGUUCAUGUUAUGGCUGAUGCUCCACAUGGUGUCAGUUGGGAUAGUAAAAAACAUACAGGAUUUGUAGGUUUAAAAAAUCAAGGUGCUACAUGCUAUAUGAAUUCAUUGCUUCAAACUUUGUAUUUUACGAAUCAGUUACGUAAAGCAGUUUAUAAAAUGCCAACAGAAAGUGAUGAUUCUAGUAAAAGUGUUGCUUUGGCUUUACAAAGGGUAUUUCAUGAAUUACAAUUUUCUGAUAAACCAGUAGGUACAAAAAAGUUAACAAAAAGUUUUGGCUGGGAAACAUUGGAUUCGUUCAUGCAACAUGAUGUGCAAGAAUUUUUACGAGUGCUUUUAGAUAAGUUGGAAAGUAAAAUGAAAGGUACAUGUGUAGAAGGUACAGUGCCAAAAUUAUUUGAAGGAAAGAUGGUAUCAUUCAUCAAAUGUAAAAAUAUUGAUUACAAAUCAACUAGAGUUGAAACUUUCUAUGAUAUACAGUUAAAUAUAAAAGGAAAGAAAAAUAUUUAUGAGUCGUUUAAUGAUUAUGUGAGUACUGAAAGUCUGGAUGGUGAUAAUAAAUAUGAUGCGGGAGAAAAUGGAUUACAAGAGGCAGAAAAGGGUGUUGUUUUUUCAUCCUUCCCACCAGUGUUGCAUUUACAUUUAAUGCGAUUUCAAUAUGAUCCGGUUACAGAUUGUUCUGUGAAAUUUAAUGAUAGGUUUGAAUUCUAUGAAAAAAUAAGUCUUGGCAAAUAUUUACAAACUAAAGAAGCAACAAGUGCAGAUUACACGUUGCAUGCAGUCUUAGUUCACAGUGGCGAUAAUCAUGGUGGACAUUAUGUUGUAUUUAUCAAUCCAGCUGGUGAUGGAAAAUGGUGCAAAUUCGAUGAUGAUGUCGUCUCAAGGUGUACAAAACAAGAAGCUAUUGAACACAAUUAUGGUGGUCAAGACGAGGAUAUGUCUAUAGCUGUGAAACAUUGCACGAACGCCUAUAUGUUGGUGUACAUAAGGGACUCUGAGUUGGAAAACGUCUUACAAGAAGUCAAGGAAGAGGAUAUACCUCAAGAGCUGGUGGAGAGGCUGCAAGAGGAGAAGAGGCUGGAACAAAUACGAAGAAAGGAAAGAACAGAAGCAUACUUGUAUAUAACCGUCAACGUCCUUCUUGAGGAUAAUUUUGACGGUCACCAAGGGAAUGACUUGUAUGAUCCAGAGCAUGCUUUGUAUCGUGUAUUUCGCGUACGUAAGCAGUGUACCUUGCACGAGUUUCUCGAAUUGCUGAGUGAUAGCUUGAAAUAUCCAAUAGAACAAAUUCGUUUAUGGCCGUUGAAUGUACGUUCAAACCAGACUUGUAGACCAAUGCCAAUUGAAUUAGAAAAUGAUCUUCAAAAAUCAAUUUACCAAUGCGCGGAGAACCCAAAUGUUUGGAAUGUGUUUGUUGAACUUGUUCCUCCAGAUUCUGACUUGACAGCAUUACCACCUUUCGAUAAAGACACUGAUGUUUUAUUAUUUUUUAAACUGUAUGAUCCCAAGAAUAAGAAGAUUCAUUAUUGUGGACAUCACUAUAUGCCUGUCACAGCUAAAGUCCAGGAACUUAUACCAAUCUUAAAUGAAAGAGCUGGUUUUCCACCUGAUACAGAAUUGGCUCUCUAUGAAGAAAUCAAGCCAAACUUAGUAGAAAAGAUAGACAAUUUAACAGAGCCAUUGGAGAAAGUUCUUGAGGAAUUAAUGGAUGGAGAUAUAAUUGUUUUUCAAAAAGAAGGCGACAAUCAAAUGUAUGAGCUUCCAACAUGUAGAGAAUACUUCAAAGAUCUAUUUCAUAGAGUAGAGGUUACAUUUUGUGAUAAAACAAUUCCUAAUGAUACUGGUUUUACUAUGGAACUUUCAUUAAGAAUGACAUAUGACCAAAUGGCAAGAGCUGUGGCACAGAGACUUGGUACAGAUCCUUAUCUUCUGCAAUUCUUUAAAUGUCAAACUUAUAAAGAUUCACCUGGACAUCCAUUAAAAUGCACAUUUGAAGGUUCAUUGAAGGAUUUAGUUUCUUAUUGUAAACCUAAAGCAAAAAAAUUGUAUUAUCAGCAACUUAGUAUUAGAGUAAAUGAACUUGAAAACAAAAAACAGUUCAAAUGUAUAUGGGUUGGUCCAUCUCUUAAAGAAGAGAAGGAAAUCAUUCUUUAUCCUAAUAAAAAUGGAACAGUAGCAACAUUGCUAGAAGAAGCUAAAAAACAAGUAGAAUUAUCAGAAAACGGAUCUGGAAAAUUAAGGAUAUUAGAAAUUAAUUCUAGUAAACUUUCACCUGGUCCGAGAGAAGAUGUACCUUUAGAUAACUUAAAUACAUCUGGCACAAAAUUAUACAGGAUAGAAGAAAUCCCAAAUGAUGAGUUAAAUUUAGCAGAAGAUGAAAUGUUGGUUCCUGUUGCACAUUUCCACAAAGAUAUUUUUUCAACAUUUGGUAUUCCCUUUUUCUUUAAAAUUAAACAUGGUGAGCCUUUCCCAAAGAUGAAGGAAAGACUAUUAAAGAAAUUAGGGGUACAAGAAAAAGAAUUUGAAAAGUUUAAGUUCGCGGUGGUGACGAUGGGUAAACCACACUUCAUUAUGGACUCGCCAGAAUACUGCAUGGAUCUUGCGGAUUUCCGCAUUCACCCAAAUCAAAUUUAUCCACUUUUAAACGCAGGCACAUCGCCACUUAGGCCUUGGCUUGGCCUAGAACACGUCAACAAAGCGCCAAAGCGCUCUCGUAUCAACUACCUCGAAAAGGCCAUUAAAAUUUACAAUUAAAUUUUCAUCACACGAAGAAGAAUAAAAUUAGGCAGCCACUCAUAUAAUUUAUACGACUCUAUAGUAAAAAAAAAGCGAUAUACGAUGGUUGGAAAUGCGUUUAUGUAUUCGGUUCUUCAACCAGAUAGUGCGCGGUUUUAAUAUUAUGAUCAUGUUAACGAAAGAUAAAUCUACGCUUUGUAUACGAAGGAUUAAGAGACUGUAACGAACAUGCAAUGAUAUUUUAUGCAUUAUGGAAGUUUUCUCUUUCGAAUCGACAGGGAUUUUACGUAAUGGCUGGAUCGAUGGUAUGUAUUAGUGAUUCUUUUCACUAUAUUGCAACAACUUCUUAAUUAAAUACUCCUUGAUUAAAUACUUCUAUCUAUGAAAUUUGUAAAUAUUUUGUCGCUCGAUGACUGUUAUUUAACAAAUAUUUUUGAAAGCAAUAUUUUCAUUGCUUUUGAGUCUGUCAAGAGCAAUUUAUUUAAAUGCAUAUUUUAUUACCAAGUAAAGAAAUAAGGAUUGCAAUUGCAAAACCGAGAAAGUUCUCGUAAAGUUCAGUAAAUAAGAAGUUAUUUACUUUUAGCAAAUUAUAAUUUUUCUUAAAAUCUUGAUUGUUUGAUCUUGCCAUGUAAAAUCUUUGUAAUUGAAUAUAACAAGGCCCAAAGAAACACUAUGUACUGUUCUAUGUGAUGUGUAAUACUUAACGCCCAUUAUCAGAAAAGAAUUGUCUACAUAUUCCUGUUUUUGUAUUAUAUUCAGGAUGUUUGAAACGCAGACUUACAAUCACCCUUUGUAAUCUUAGUUUCUCCAUAUUCCUUUGCAAAAUAAUAAGACAUUAAUAUUCUAUUUAUAGAUUCACUUCUUAUGACAUGCAUCUUUAUACUCGAAAAUGUAGUUACUAUACUUUAAUUGAAGAAAAAUGUAAUUAAAUAGCAUGGAUACUUUAUAUUAUUGUUAUUUUGCAUAACAAAAAUGAUUAUAAAAUAUUUGCAAGAUAAUUUUUAAGUAAAAUUUCUAAUUCGCCUUCCAAACACCCUGGAACUUUUUAUGUUUGAAUAUAUUCUUUUUUGUGUGUGUUUUAUGCGUCUUUUUCUAUAUAUUUUACUGAGAUUCUAUGAAAUUUUGCAAAUAUGUAACAGUAGUUUAACAUAUUAAUGAAGCAGUUUAAAUUAUAA
This is a messenger RNA of Frieseomelitta varia, 4895 nucleotides long. It is a transcript of the gene Usp7, whose product is annotated as ubiquitin carboxyl-terminal hydrolase 7. Gene Ontology annotation, biological process: protein deubiquitination; regulation of protein stability. The transcript has 18 exons. NCBI's taxonomy places the organism in Eukaryota, Metazoa, Arthropoda, Insecta, Hymenoptera, Apidae. Gene Ontology annotation, molecular function: cysteine-type endopeptidase activity; cysteine-type deubiquitinase activity; protein binding. The record is from RefSeq and is a predicted model, not a curated record. Bases 403 to 3738 code for a protein of 1111 amino acids. Gene Ontology annotation, cellular component: cytosol; nucleus.